AUGAUCCUCGGUAUGGAGGGAUCCGGGAAAAUAGAACAAGUAACGGGUUGUCGUUUUCCGGUCUAUGAAAUAUCGCAGCAGAAUCGAUUCGAUGACUUUGUUGGUGAUCAGAGUCAUCGAACAUUGAGCCUAAAGAAGAGUGAAAGUUGUGAUGAUUUCGAACACAGUGGGUUACAUCCUCAACUAUGCAGAAAUAAUAAUAAUAAUAAUAAAUUAAUUGAAUUUGGUGAAAUAAUGGAAACUAGUGAAGAAUGUGAUCCAAUUUUGUCAACCACUCAUACAUACCCCAUUGAUGACAUUAUUGACAAUGAUGCUGACAAUGACGAUGACAGUGACGUACAUCGCAAUGAUGAAUCUCGCUUUGGUAUGAUGAGACGCUUUGGUGGUAUUAAGUCAGUUGGAGCAAUUCGAAGGCAGUGGCAUCGUCCCGUUGCUGAGGUUUUCCCAAAUAAUACUCACACUCGUAGUAACAAUAAAGGCGGUGGUUUUUCGUCAACAACUUCAAAGCAUUUCUUCUGUACAGGAGAGCGUUCUCCAAUGCUUCCCUCAUCACUUACACAUUUAUUAAUUGAUGCAGAUUCGACAAAUCAUAUUGGUACAUCAGAGUCAAGCCCAUCAUCUAGUAACGACCGUCAACAGCAAUCAACUCUGCGAAAAAGUUGUCCGGAUUUGACGAUAUCUGACAGUGCAGGUAUGUUGCCGAAAAAUAUGGAAGCCUGUCGAGCACAAAAUCGUAAUCGCCGAGCUCAUGAAAAGAAACAAGCAGCAUUAUGGAAAAAGAAACCCAUAGCUGAGUGGAGUUUAGAUGAUGUUCUGCUAUGGCUGCAACACUGUAAAUUAGAUGAUGUGGCAUCAGUAAUGAUCGGUUAUGAUAUUAAUGGAGCUGAUGUGGAACGAUGGGAUAACAGUACCCUUGAGCAGCUUGGUAUAUCAACGGAGCACACAAGGACCAAAAUAUUGAAUGAGCUGCGAGCACUGAAGGUACGACAGACAAAUCCACCAGUUGAAAUAAACGGAACUGGUGGUGUUAGGUCUAAGAGAGGUAAACCUGUGAUACCGCUAUUCAAAUUGGUGCGAUCAACCAGUUACGACAAAGUGGUUGCACUGGAGACACCUUUAACAACUCGGGAUAUUACUGUGGCUGAGGGGAGGUUUGGUUGUUUGCAAGUCACAAAAGUCAACGGUGCUAACAUUCCGCUAAGGGAGCAAGACUGCUUUCUGGAAAUUAAUGAAAUGCCCGGGCAAGCAUUUCGUUCACCACUUAUGUUCACCAAAUUAGUUACUGAGGCAAAUGGUGAACCGAUUAGGUUGGUUGUUCUCAGACGGCGCUUGCUUCCUAUUGGGGAUACAAUGGGCAACUACGAUUAUGAUAAUGAUACUUCCGGUCGUGGUACAUUUUUUGAAAAAACACUUCAGGCUCUUGAUCAGGAGUCAUCGGGAAGCAGUGGAGUAUCAUCAAGUGAAUUGUCUUCAGAGCUAGCGCCACUUAACGAUGAUAAUAAAUCUCAAGUACUAAGGUUAUGA
Messenger RNA from Brugia pahangi, 1524 nucleotides. Lineage: Eukaryota; Metazoa; Nematoda; Chromadorea; Rhabditida; Onchocercidae. The record is from the annotation of a GenBank genome assembly.